AUGUUACACCGGGGCCUCCUCCUCUUCGGAACGAAAGGGGCGACUAAUCUGAUCAGAUGCGCGAGAUGUGCGUGCGUGCGGAAGAACGCGAGGAUAUCGAGAAUAUCGACGACAAUAACAACUGCUUCUUCUUCUUCUUCUUCUUCUUCUUCCUCGCCGUCGGGAAAAAAGAAUCUCUCGUUGCAAACGCAGUUGGACACGAAUCGAAUAAAAAACAGGCGCGAAUGCCUCCCAAUCCCGACCGCGAUUAUCGCGGUCAAAUCAUCAGGAGGAGGGGACGAGAACAAUUUGUAUAAAAAGUUGGAAGUUGAUUUUGAGACGAAGAUUAAGCGAUACAAUCCUAAGUUUGAGAUGAUUUCCUGCCCACAAAAUCCAAAGAAUGAGAAAGGUAUCGAAGAGCAAAAAGCGAGCGAAGGCGAGCGGGUGAUGAAGAAGAUCGAUGCGAGAGAUUUUGUGGUUUUGAUGUGCGAACGAGGACAAUCGUACACGUCGGAGAGAUUUGCGUCGGAUGUUUUGUGCAAGAGCGGGGAUUUAGGCCACGGUAGGUUGGUAUUUGUGAUUGGAGGGCCGUUCGGGCACGGGGAGGAAGUGCGAGCGAGAGCGGACGUGUCGUUGCGAUUGAGCGAGAUGGUGAUGAAUCAUCGCGUGGCGAGGAUGGUCCUCUUGGAACAGAUUUACAGAGCGUGGACGAUUGUUCGAGGGGAACCGUAUCAUCAUUAG
Messenger RNA from Bathycoccus prasinos, 720 nucleotides. RefSeq names its product alpha/beta knot family protein. The transcript has a single exon. Gene Ontology annotation, biological process: rRNA processing. Gene Ontology annotation, molecular function: methyltransferase activity. Lineage: Eukaryota; Viridiplantae; Chlorophyta; Mamiellophyceae; Mamiellales; Bathycoccaceae. The record is from RefSeq and is a predicted model, not a curated record. Bases 1 to 720 code for a protein of 239 amino acids.